CAAUGAGAUUGCAGCGUGGGAGCUUCAACUUCAAAACAAAUGAAACCCUGUUAAAUAAAUUGAUGUAAUUUAGUUCACGUUGUACGAUGAAUUGAUAGUUUGUUCCACUUCUGUAAUGGAAAAGAAGCAGUGCAAGGUAAAAGUGGUGAUCCGUGUGAGGCCACCAUUAGUCUCAACUGAGAAAAUCUCUGUUAGCACAAAAGACAAUCAUGUGCAGAUCUUCAACCACCGAAAUAUUAACGAGAAUUUACAAUAUGAAUUUUCUGCGGUGUACGGUAGUGAGUCAACUCAGCAGCAGAUUUUCAAUGACUGCGUGAAACCACUGCUGCCAAAAGCCCUCUCUGGACAGAAUGUAUCCAUAUUUGCAUAUGGGCCGACAGGGGCAGGGAAGACGCACACAAUGCUGGGAACGCCUUUGAAUCCUGGAGUGAUCCCUCGCGUUAUCAAUGAGCUAUUUGCAGAGAUUGACAGGCUUGAGAACUCUGAAGAUAAUGAAUGGGAAUACUCAGUCUCUUUCUCAUACCUGGAAAUAUACCAGGAAAAGGUGCAAGACUUAUUAGAGCCGUCUGGGUCUGAUCUGCCAAUACGGGAAGACGCGGAGAAGAAUAUCUUGGUGCCAGGACUGGCCAAGAAACAGAUUCACAACUUUGAUGAAUUUAAGAACAUCUUUGGUCCUGCAUCAAACAACAGAACGGUGGCGGCCACCAAGCUGAACGAGCACUCUAGUCGUAGCCACAGCAUCGUCCAGCUCACCGUGGUGAAGAAGAAGCCAUGCCGGAUCCUGCACGGAAAGAUCUACCUGAUUGACCUGGCGGGGUCAGAGGACAACAGACGAACUGGGAACCAGGGCAUCAGGUUGAAGGAAAGUGGUGCCAUCAACAAAUCCUUAUUUUCCCUUGGGGAAGUGGUAGAUGCCAUCAACAACGGCUUGCCAAGGAUCCCCUACAGAAACAGCAAGCUCACACGGCUGUUACAGGAUUCAAUAGGAGGCACAUGUCACUCAGUGAUGAUCACCAACCUUGCCCCAGAGGAGCGCUACUACUAUGACACUUACUGCACCCUGAACUUUGCCACCAAGAGCAAGAAGGUCGUCAACAGCACCGUAGUCAGGGAGACUGUGGGCAUAGUAAAGCCAGUUCCACAAGUGAGAAAGCCCUCUCCAGAACGCAAAGAGGAAGGUCCGUCCCAGGCAAAACUGGCUAGGCUGGACAGUAGUACUGACUCCAUGGGCAGUGAUAUUGGAAGCUCCAUCAGCCCACUAAUCAAGCGUCAGGAGGCCUGGGAAGAGACUGUGAAUCGUCGUCUGCAGCAGAUGGAAAGCAACCUGAUCACUCAGAUGCAGGCAUUCAAACCACCCACGGCUUCAGGUUCCUGCGCACAGACACCUAAGACGAAGGCAAUCAACGAGUUGCGUCGUCAGCUGGAGGAAAACCAGGCCCAGUUUAGGGAGCUGGCCAGUCGACAUCUGAUCUCCCCACCACCCAAUGCCAGCAACAAGCCUUUUGCUGAUAUGACCAAUACUAAACCAUCAUCGACUGGCCCACAGUCCAAUCUAGGGGAGACAACUCAGACAGAACAAACAUCCAAGCCAGGGGAGACAACCAAGCCAGCUGCUGGUACCAAGAGAAAGAGGAAAAUGACAGAGGAGUUCUCUUGCAGUCCACUGUUUGCUCUGCCCCCUCGACUGAAGAAGAAGGGCUUCGUCUCAUCAGCAAGUGCUUCAUCUUUGCAUGAUGUCAAAGAAAAUGUUACAGACAAGAAGGGCAGCCACUCUAAGGAGGAUGAUCUUGUCAAUUCUGCCUCCCAGUUACAGAGAAAUGAAGAGUUCCUCUCCACUUUGAACACAUCGUCUGUAAAGGAUCUCCAAUCACUUCAAACUGUAGGAGCCAAGCGUGCCAAACUGAUCUUCGAGUGGCGAGAAACCUAUGGUGCAUUUACUCAGGCAUCAGACUUGUUGAAGAUUCCAGGCUUUACAGAGAAAUACCUGCAAAAACUGUUGCAUAGUAACCUGGUCACAGUUUAACAGCAAGCUGCACAGAAUACUCGUCUGGUCAUAAUGGUCACAGUUUAACAGCAAGGUGCACAGAAUACUUUUCUGGUCAUCAUGGUCACAACUUUCAAUGUGUUAAGAGACAAGUUUUAACACUCUGGGCACUAGAAAGCAACCUGUACAUAUCAUACCUGUAGAUGUUUAUGUGUAGACUGCCCAUAUAGGGAUGUGCUGCCAUUGUCUGCUCUUUAAGCUUCCAUAGACCUCAUUUGAGUUGGGCUCUGAGAUAACCAGGCUUAAUGCAUGUGCGUAAAGUGUCAUCCCAUGUUAGUCCCUAAUGAGGGACCUUGCUUUCUGCUUUUUAAUUAAAAGAAAGUCUUCUCUAAAUGAAAAUCCAGUCUAGGUGUAAAGUGUUGUGAGCUAAGGCUCAUCUGAGAAGCCAGUCUAGGUGUAAAGUGUUGUGAGCUAAGGCUCAUCUGAGAAGCCAGUCUAGGUGUAAAGUGUUGUGAGCUAAGGCUCAUCUGAGAAGCCAGUCUAGGUGUAAAGUGUUGUGAGCUAAGGCUCAUCUGAGAAGCCAGUCUAGGUGUAAAGUGUUGUGAGCUAAGGCUCAUCUGAGAAGCCAGUCUAGGUGUAAAGUGUUGUGAGCUAAGGCUCAUCUGAGAAGCCAGUCUAGGUGUAAAGUGUUGUGAGCUAAGGCUCAUCUGAGAAGCCAGUCUAGGUGUAAAGUGUUGUGAGCUAAGGCUCAUCUGAGAAGCCAGUCUAGGUGUAAAGUGUUGUGAGCUAAGGCUCAUCUGAGAAGACCCUUUACGCACAUUAAUAGUCUGAAAAAACUGGGCAUAAUGCAUGUGAGUAUAGUGUCCUCCCAGAUUAGCCUGUGCAGUACGCACAGGCUAAUCAGGGACGACACUUUCCGCCUAAAUUGGAUUUUUGCUUAGAAGAGACUUCAUUUAAAUGAAAAAUGUUGUGAAAGCGGAAAGUGUCCACACAGUCUAAUCUGAGACGACACUUUAUGCACAUGCAUUAUGCCCAGUUUUUUCAGAACGCGACUCAAUUAAGCCUGUUUGCUAGUGUGCGACUCAUAUUAUUUGUAUACUUUCUUUUUGUAUCUCAAUUUCCAAUAUGUGAUCAUUUCAGGGAUGUUAUUUCUCAUGUGGUUAGCUCAUUUCCUUCAGUAAUGUUGCCAAAAGGUUCACAAAUAAAAGAGUUCUGGUGAUCCCUGUAAUGGGGGGAUGGAGGGAUCCCUGUAAUGGGGGGAUGGGGUGA
Molecule: messenger RNA, 3253 nt
Organism: Dreissena polymorpha
Lineage: Eukaryota; Metazoa; Mollusca; Bivalvia; Myida; Dreissenidae
Product: kinesin-like protein KIF22
Exons: 19
Coding region: 116-2023 (635 amino acids)
Biological process (GO): microtubule-based movement; DNA repair; mitotic spindle organization
Molecular function (GO): ATP binding; microtubule binding; DNA binding
Source: RefSeq, a predicted model, not a curated record